Messenger RNA from Sphaeramia orbicularis (orbiculate cardinalfish), 802 nucleotides. RefSeq lists its product as uncharacterized. The transcript has 2 exons. Bases 1 to 765 code for a protein of 254 amino acids. The record is from RefSeq and is a predicted model, not a curated record. NCBI's taxonomy places the organism in Eukaryota, Metazoa, Chordata, Actinopteri, Kurtiformes, Apogonidae.
AUGACACCACAGAAGAAGAAGGAGUCUGCGCCCAUGUGUGGAGGACUCAUUCCACUCCCACAGAAACAGUGUCCCAGCUCGUCCUGCUUUGUCCUCAGCUGCAGCAGACGCCGCUUCUCCCCAGGUUCACCAGAGGAAACCACACAAAAUGCUUCUGCUGCCGCCGGCUGCUCUGUGCUGUCUGUGUUCAGGUCAGUGUUUCCAGCCAAUCAGGAGCCACAACACUCUACCUGUACAACACGCACACACACUAACCUUCAUCCACGCCUCUGUUUGUCUACAGCGCUGGUCGCCACGGCAACACAGCUGAUUCAGGAGGAUGUAACACUGACCAGGAGAGUCGGUCAAAGUGUCUCCUUCAGCUGUAGAGGAACUGAGGAGUGUGAUGGCAGUGUUACAUACUGGUACCAGAAGAAAGACACAGAAACAUUUGAACGGAUUCUCUACAUUUGGAGGAAUAGUGGUUCCAUUUACAAAUAUAAUCAUCCUCAGACAGCUGACUUCUCAUCUGUAGAUAAAGGUAAAGGUUAUGAGUUGCAGAUCCAGACAGUUGGACCCUCUCAUUCAGCCUCAUACUACUGCGCCUGUUGGAAGUAUGACAGUUCUACCCACAGUGAGAAAAGACUCCUGAAGUCUGUACAAAAACCUCCAGAUGCACAAACAUCAACCAGCGUUAGUGACACCAACAGAACAGGAAACCACGGCAACCAUCCCAUAGUUCAGCUCCAUCUCACACACAAACCAACUGAUCUGAGGACACUUUGAAUCCCAUACAUUUCCUAUUUUCCAGUGGAUUUGACCC